AUGGCAGAGCAACCUCCACCAGAAAAUGAUCCAAAAAAUAAGCGCUAUAAACUUCCUCAACAAGGCCCACAAGUAGUUACGAACAAAAGACCUCUUACCGAGGAAGAAAAACUAAUAAUCGUCGAAUAUUUCCAUAAAUGGGGUAAACAAUGGACAAAAAUUGCUAAGCUUAUAGGAAGGAAUGAAAGUACUGUUAGAAAAUGGUAUGAAUCCUUUAGGAGAACUGGUAGAAGUCAUAAUCCACCAGGAAGAAUUCCAAUGAUCGGUGAGCCUAUUAUUGAACAGGUUCUUAUGAUUUCUUCCAAUGAACCAUCAUUAACACUUGAAGCAAUUUCCAAGAAAGUCGGAAUUUCAAAAAGUUCAGUUCAUAACAUCCUUCACCAGAACGAUGUUAAGUAA
Molecule: messenger RNA, 399 nt
Organism: Trichomonas vaginalis G3
Lineage: Eukaryota; Parabasalia; Trichomonadida; Trichomonadidae
Product: homeodomain-like family
Exons: 1
Coding region: 1-399 (132 amino acids)
Source: RefSeq, a predicted model, not a curated record